AUGCGUGAAAUCACGCGUGAAAGAGAAAGACAAGAACGGAAAUGUCAGCAAACGGAACAAAAAGUGAACGAAAGUAGAAAUGUAGUAAAAGGUUAUACGCGCGACAUUGAUCGACUUAAUAAUAAUAGCAAAGAAAUUGAAAAACAAUUUAAUGCUGCACGAGAUAAACAAGACAUAUUGUCAAGCGAGCAUUGUGCUGAAGCCGAUAAGAAAAGGGAAAAUAAUUAUAAACUAGCCGAUGCUAAAGACAAGUUAAAUGCUCGUCGAGCAGAAAUUCAAAAAGCAACUGUGAAUAUCAACUUAAAAGCGAAUCAAAUGCGAAUAAUCCAGAGAAAUGCACCCGCAACAAACAAUCGCACACGUACAAGAGAAAAAGCAAAAAAAACACAGGCAACAAUUGAAAAUGAUGGUAUAGUAUAUCGGGACGCUUUUACCAUAAUAUCAUCGAAAUUUGUCUUUUUUUGUACAUCAACAUUCAAUUCAUAUCGACAAUUUCAUAAUGAUAAGGAUCGAUUGACGUCAACGAUCGAGUAUUUAAUCGAUAAUGAAUUGAUAUACCAAUCCUCCGAUAAAAAUCGAUUCAUCAAUGGAACUCGUUCAAGUUAUGCCAUGGCAACACCAAAUCAAAUUGAACGAAAUAAUUUAGCACGUGAAGCACUGACGAAAUUAAAUUUGAAUAUUAAUGGUUAUGAAAAGUUAUAG
Molecule: messenger RNA, 702 nt
Organism: Didymodactylos carnosus
Lineage: Eukaryota; Metazoa; Rotifera; Eurotatoria; Philodinida; Philodinidae
Source: the annotation of a GenBank genome assembly